Messenger RNA from Pseudozyma flocculosa PF-1, 1857 nucleotides. RefSeq lists its product as uncharacterized. The coding region runs from base 1 to 1857 and encodes 618 amino acids. Gene Ontology annotation, biological process: proton transmembrane transport; ATP metabolic process. The transcript is spliced from 4 exons. The record is from RefSeq and is a predicted model, not a curated record. Gene Ontology annotation, cellular component: fungal-type vacuole membrane; proton-transporting V-type ATPase, V1 domain. Gene Ontology annotation, molecular function: ATP hydrolysis activity; ATP binding; proton-transporting ATPase activity, rotational mechanism. Lineage: Eukaryota; Fungi; Basidiomycota; Ustilaginomycetes; Ustilaginales; Ustilaginaceae.
AUGGCCGGCGCAAUGCAGAACGCCAAGAAGGACCUCCCCAAGAUCCGCGAUGAGGAGCGCGAGGGGAGGUAUGGCACUGUCUUUGGCGUCUCCGGACCCGUUGUUGUCGCCGAGAACAUGAUUGGCUCCAGCAUGUACGAGCUGGUCCGCGUCGGUCACGACGAGCUCGUCGGAGAGAUUAUCCGAAUCGACAACGACAAGGUCACCAUCCAGGUCUACGAGGAGACGUCCGGUGUCACCGUCGGCGACCCUGUCCUCAGCACGGGCAAGCCGCUCAGCGUCGAGCUCGGUCCGGGCCUGAUGGAGAACAUUUACGACGGCAUCCAGCGGCCACUCGAGGGCAUCAUGAGGAAGAGCCAGGGCAUCUACAUUCCUCGUGGCAUCAACACUCAGGCGCUGGACCGAGAGCUGCAGUGGGACUUCACUCCGGCCAACCUCAAGGUCGGCGACCACAUCAGCGGAGGAGACAUCUUCGGAAGCGUCUACGAGAACGCGCUGCUCAAGGACCACAAGAUUAUGCUUGGGCCUCGCGCGCUCGGCACCAUUACCCACAUCGCCGAGAAGGGCUCCUACGCUGUCGACGACGUCGUGCUCGAGACCGAGUUCCAGGGCAAGAAGCAGAAGCACACCAUGCUCCAGAUCUGGCCCGUCCGAGCUCCGCGCCCCGUCACCGAGAAGCUCACCGCCAACAACCCGCUCCUCACCGGACAGCGUAUCCUCGACUCGCUCUUCCCUUGCGUCCAGGGCGGUACCACUGCCAUCCCCGGCGCUUUCGGCUGCGGCAAGACGGUCAUCUCGCAGGCGCUGUCCAAGUACUCCAACUCUGACAUCAUCACCUACGUUGGCUGUGGCGAGCGAGGCAACGAGAUGGCCGAGGUCUUGGCCGAGUUCCCCGAGCUUACCCUCAUGCGCGAGGGCGAGGAGUACCCCAUCAUGAAGCGAACGACGCUGGUGGCCAACACUAGUAACAUGCCAGUCGCUGCCCGCGAGGCGUCGAUCUACACGGGCAUCACGCUCUCCGAGUACUUCCGUGACCAGGGCUACAACGUUGCGAUGAUGGCCGACUCGACGUCGCGAUGGGCCGAGGCGCUUCGAGAGAUCUCGGGUCGUCUGGCCGAGAUGCCGGCCGACUCGGGCUACCCGGCGUACCUGGGUGCCAAGCUGGCCAGCUUCUAUGAGCGUGCCGGCAAGGUGACGUGUCUCGGUAGCCCCGAGCGGAACGGUUCCGUCAGCAUCGUCGGCGCCGUCAGCCCGCCCGGUGGCGACUUCUCAGACCCCGUCACCUCGGCCACGCUCGGCAUCGUCGGCGCCUUCUGGGGUCUCGACAAGAAGCUGGCGCAGCGCAAGCACUUCCCCUCGGUCAACUGGGACGUCAGCUACUCGAACUACAUCAACGCCCUCGAGCCUUACUACGAGAAGAACGCGCCCGACUUCAUUGCGCUGCGGUCGACUGCCAAGUCGCUGCUGCAGAAGGACUCGGACCUCGCCGAGAUCGUGCAGCUGGUCGGCAAGAGCGCGCUCGGCGAGAACGACAAGGUCACGCUCGACGUCGCCAAGAUCAUCAAGGACGACUACCUCCAGCAGAACGGCAUCUCGGAGUACGAUGCCUACUGCCCCUUCUACAAGACGAGCGGCAUGCUGAGGAACAUGGUCGACUUCCACGACCGCGCCCAGGCGGCCAUCAACAACAACCCAGACAUGACCUGGGCCAAGGUCAAGGAGCACUGCUCCGACAUCAUCUACCGGCUUUCGCAGCAGAAGUUCGAGAGCCCCAAGGAUGGCGAGGAGACCAUCACCAAGAAGUUCGACAAGAUCAACCAGGACAUGCAGGAGGCCUUCCGCACACUCACGGAUUAG